Messenger RNA from Alternaria arborescens, 378 nucleotides. RefSeq lists its product as hypothetical. NCBI's taxonomy places the organism in Eukaryota, Fungi, Ascomycota, Dothideomycetes, Pleosporales, Pleosporaceae. The transcript is spliced from 2 exons. Bases 1 to 378 code for a protein of 125 amino acids. The record is from RefSeq and is a predicted model, not a curated record.
AUGCUGGGAGCGUUAUGCAUGGUUGCCUACUUCGCAUUCGCUCUCUUUGCCGCGUACAUGAAUCAACGAGCCGAUGCGCAACAGUCAAUCAGACUAGACGAUCUUAGUAACCCUUCGUCCACUACCCACACUGACAACCACCGUGAUCUACCAUCUGCUGGCCUCGGCACUCGGGCAGGCCCCAUCCGGAUGAACAACUUCGGCAUCACGUUCAUAGAUGCUACCCCAGGCUCAGACAGCCAGUCCAGAACUGAAAGGUGCCGGCAAAGGCCGUGUGAGGAUCAAGAAAUUCUGACAAAUCCCUUCGCAGAUCCUGAAGACCCGUAUAGAGGCGGGGUGGGGAGUCAGAGGUCAGACAGUGGAGAUAAACAACCGUGA